Molecule: messenger RNA, 1197 nt
Organism: Ustilago hordei
Lineage: Eukaryota; Fungi; Basidiomycota; Ustilaginomycetes; Ustilaginales; Ustilaginaceae
Exons: 1
Coding region: 1-1197 (398 amino acids)
Biological process (GO): protein refolding
Cellular component (GO): cytoplasm
Source: RefSeq, a predicted model, not a curated record
AUGGUUGCAAACAUGGCUUCGUUUCCAGCCUCAUCUUCACGGUUGGCAGCUGCCACAGCCAGCAGCAGUCGAGUGCGUCUCAGUGAUGCUGCAACGAAAGCUACUAGCUUCAGCUUCCAGCGAGCGCUCGAAACCGGACCAAAUACAUCAGCACUGACGAGAAGGAAACAUAAACAGCGAUCAACCUGGCAACCACCAACAUGGCUUCUGCCCUCAAUCCAGCUGUCGACCUCUCGUCACUUUUCUUCUUCAGCAUCGAGAACGCGACCUCGCACCUCGACACCCUCCUCAUCGGGCAUACCGGAAUACUCGUUCCCUCAGCACUGCAACCCAACACCAUACGAAAUCUUUCAUUUCACCUCAAGCCGCAACGUCAUGCCUUCCGAAGUCAAAUCACGAUACUACGACCUUGUGCGAUCUCUCCAUCCGGAUCGUCUAUCGACUUCUUCCUCCGACAAGACUAAAGUGAAAGCCCAGGAAGAGUUCAAGUUGGUAGUGCAAGCAUACAACCUUCUCAAAGAUACCAAGAAGAAAAACUUGUACGAUCGAGCAGGAAUCGGAUGGGACGGAUCAAAAGGCGACACUUGCACCACUUCCCCUUUUGCUGGCAGCGAUCCGUGGAGGAAUUGGCAAGAUUUGCGAUACACAAGACGUUAUAAUCCCGGCUACACAGGACCAGGCCACGACCGUUUUGGAUGGCAAAACCAAGGAUUCUAUUCAAACCAGUAUAACGCUGCCGGCACCGCAGGUUAUGGUAAUGGUUGGAACGGCGGUAAUGGUAAAUACACCUCCAACGGAAUCUUGAUCUCCACCUUAUUCGUUGUAACUUGGGUUCUAGCAGGAUUGCAGUAUUCUAGAUUGAGUCUCCAGAGUCAAAAAGCGACAGAGAGAGCAGAUAGAAGUCACUUGGACGCUGCAAAAAGUUUGAAUCAAGCAAGAGAGUUGGCGAGGAGUCAGGAGGGAAGGGAAAGAUGGAAAGCGUUCAGAAGAAGAGCCAGGGAGCAGAAGGUGGUUGAACAGUUAGGAUCGGCCGAGGUCGGUCAUGUUGCGUUGUUGGCUAUCGGUACGCCCAAGGCAGGAGCGUUUGAGGAGAGUCCGUACGCAAUCGGACACGGUGGACCGAGUGGGAAAGAGGCUGCUCAGGAACGUUUUGCCAGGGCUCAGCAGGCGCAACAAGCCAGGAUGGGAACUCAGUAA